Molecule: messenger RNA, 1440 nt
Organism: Melampsora larici-populina 98AG31
Lineage: Eukaryota; Fungi; Basidiomycota; Pucciniomycetes; Pucciniales; Melampsoraceae
Exons: 6
Coding region: 1-1440 (479 amino acids)
Biological process (GO): biosynthetic process
Molecular function (GO): pyridoxal phosphate binding; L-alanine:2-oxoglutarate transaminase activity
Source: RefSeq, a predicted model, not a curated record
AUGGCUCCGCUUUCCCUCGAGAACAUCAACCCAGGCGUACUUGAAGCGCAGUUUGCUGUCCACGGCGAAAUACCCCAAAGGGCUGAAGAACUCGGUGCAGAGCUGCUGCAGUCGUCCGAUCCAAUGAAGGAAUUUGGUUUCACUUAUAUUUUAAGGAACAACCUUGGUAACCCUCAAGAGAUGGGCCAAGAGCCAAUUACUUUUGCUCGUCAAAUAGCAGCUUUGGCAGAAUAUCCCCAACUAAGCACAUUGGUAAAAUUCCCUGAUGACGUUGUCAAGCGCAGUGCGGAGCUCGUCAAGGCCAACGGAGGUAGCAUUGGGGCAUACAGUUCUCCCCAGGGGAUUUCACUUAUCCGGGAACAUGUCGCUGAGUUUCUUGGAGAACGUGACGGGGUUCCGGCUGACCCAGAAUCCAUAUAUCUUACGGCGGGUGCUGCCGUUGGUAUAAAAUUAAUGAUUCAGCUUCUCGUUGCAUCAAAAGAAGAUGGAAUUAUGAUCCCUGUACCGCACUAUCCGCUAUACUCGGCCGUUCUAUCUCUUCAAAAAGCGCGGGAAGUAGAAUAUCGACUUUCAGAAGAAAAGGGGUGGCACCCUAGCCUAGAGUCUCUUGGAAAAAGUAUACAGGACUCUGCUGCUGCUGGUACACGUACAAGAGCUAUGAUAGUCACCUCUCCCGGGAAUCCAGUGGGAAAUGUGCUCGGUCUUGAGGCUAUGAAUGAAAUCAUCAGUUUUUGCGCUUCGCACAACCUCGUCCUGAUGGCUGAUGAGGUUUAUCAGUCAAAUAUAGCAAAUCCUAUCCUGAAAGAUUUCAUCUCCUUCAAACGUGCUCUCCUCAACCAUCCUGAUGAACAUAUUCGAACUCGAGUGCCGCUGGUGAGCUUCCAUUCAAUCUCCAAGGGUCAGAUUGGCGAAUGUGGUCGCAGAGGGGGAUUCUUCGAGAUUGUCAACUUCCCCAAAGAUGUGGUGAAACAGAUCUCCAAGCUUGUGGCUAUAGAUGACGCACCAGUUCAGGGACAAAUCGGAGUCGACGUACUAGUCCGCCCACCUAGACCAGGAGAGUCCAGCUAUGAUUUGUGGUAUCAGGAAACGACAAGAAUCCAGCAAAAAAUGAAUGAUAAUGCCAAGAAACUCGUGGAAUCCUUCAAAAGACUUCCCGGCAUCUCAUCCACCGAAGCUGAGGGUGCGAUGUACCUUUAUCCAAAAGUAGAACUUCCUCAAAGAGCUUUAGAAGCGGCUAAGAAAGCUGGAAAGAGUCCUGAUACCUUUUACUGCUUAGAACUCCUCGGAAAAGCCGGUAUUUGUGUUGUCCCAGGUUCAGGAUUUCGUCAAGCGGAUCAUAGUUUCCAUUUCCGUACCACUUUCCUUGGACAACACACGGACGAGUUUGUUCGACGCUUCACGAAAUUUCACAAAGAAUUUAUUGCCGAAUACCAGGACUAG